UAUGUUUCUGAAAGUGUCAGCCUGACCGGGUGGAGAAUGCAGUGGUCAAGGGCGCCGUUUUUAUCAUUUCUUUUCUCUAAUACCUCUUCAAUGGACAAAUGAUGGAAACUUCCAGUUAAAUCCAAGAUGACAUCGGCGAUCAGCCAAGUGUCAUUGAGUGAACUGCCCAUGGAUAACUGGAUGGCAAAUCUGCCCAGUGCACUGUGGGAUACACCUCUCUGUUACAUGGCUAUUCCAGGGAGCCAUAAUGCCAUAACCUACUGCCUGGAUAAGAAUGACCGCUCUCCAGUGGACCGCACUCAACCAGAUAUGUUGCAAAAGCUGGACAAGUACAUGAAACCCAUCAUCAGGCCAUUUGUAUACAAAUGGGCAAUAGCACAGGAGUCUUGCAUUAGGGAGCAGUUAGAUUGUGGAGUGCGAUACUGUGACCUGAGGAUAGCACAUAGGCCUAAUGACAGAUCAAAUGAUCUCUACUUCUACCAUGGUGUUUAUACCACUAUGACUGUGGAGAAAGUAUUAAAAGAGAUCAGAGAGUGGUUGGAUGUUCAUCCAAAGGAGGUAGUCAUCCUCUCAUUUAGCCACUUCCUUGGCCUCAAUCAAGAGCUUCACACACUGCUUGUCUCAACUAUAAAGAGUGUUUUUGAUUCCAAACUCUGCCCCAUAAUGGACAGUGUGACAUUACGGACAUUGUGGAGCCAGGGUCAUCAAGUUAUCGUUUCAUAUGAGGACAAUAUUGUCAACAGGCACAGAGAAUUGUGGUUUCAUAUACCUUAUUGGUGGGCCAACAAGUGCAAGGCUGAAGCGCUGAUCGAGGAAUUUGAACGUAGAAAACAAAAUGGCCGGCCAGGCGGAUUUUUUGUGACUGGCAUCAAUCUUACUGAAGAUCUGAAGUACAUAUGCUCCCAUCCCACAGAAUCACUGAAGGAUGUGGUGAUGUCUACAUAUCCCACGUUACUCAGCUGGGUCGAGCAACAGAAGCCUGGCUCUAACCCCGGCUCCCUCAACAUCAUAGCUGGGGACUUUGUGACAGAGAGACAAUUCAUACCUACCGUUAUUGCACUGAAUGAAAAUCUGCUCAACAGGACCAUAAUACCAGAGCCUUGACCCUCUUUAAGCUUGCACAAUGUAUUUAAGAUUUAAAGAAUGAAGUGCUUCUCGUUCUUGUGAUGUUUUUAUACUAGUCAACUUUGCUCUUUUUUUAUAAGGGUGCUUACACUAUAGAGUUUAUGCUGCGUCAGCUCCAUUAAUUUCAAUAGUUAUGGUGCAUUGUAAGGACUUUCCUUACCCUCAAAAUGGAUGCUGUCCAUCAAACGCUCCAUCGUAGAGCUGUAUCUAGUGUGUAAGCACCCUGAGGGUGAUAGAUAAUUUUGAGUUAUGGGUAGAAUAAUGUAAUGCACUGACUUUUAUGACUUGAAUUUACUGUCUUAAGCUUAUUUAUGCAGUCUCCAAUAUAUACCUCUGAUUUUGCAAAAAUGUUGAUCAUUUUUAAGGUUCCAACAUGUCAUGAUCAAGGUCCCGGUUACCUUACCACAACUUUACGUACAGUACAGCACCAGACACAAGCACAUUACAGGACACAAUAAGUUCCCUGGGAGUUUCACAGUUUGAAGUUUGCAUGAGAAUUGCUGAAUACUACUCACUGCAAGCCUCAAAUAGGAUUAUAAAACACUCAGGAUUGUUCAUUUUUUAUGAUCUAUGCUCUUUUCAACUUUCUACUCUGUGAUGGCAAAGGAAAUAUGAUUCAAAUAAGUACAUGUCUGCAUGGUGCACACAAUCAAAAGCAUGAAGAGACACUGGUAUAUUUCUGUGGUUGCACAUACUGUAUGUUCUCUGCCAUAGUAGCAUGCAAUUUAAACCAGUUUAAUCAUGAUAUCAGUUUGCUUUACAAACAAAUAUGCUUACUAAACAAUAUCAGCAGUUGAAUGGAAUAUAAAAUAUUCACAUUUAAUAUUUGAA
Molecule: messenger RNA, 1956 nt
Organism: Rhinichthys klamathensis goyatoka
Lineage: Eukaryota; Metazoa; Chordata; Actinopteri; Cypriniformes; Leuciscidae
Gene: plcxd1.1
Product: phosphatidylinositol-specific phospholipase C, X domain containing 1
Exons: 7
Coding region: 127-1104 (325 amino acids)
Biological process (GO): lipid metabolic process
Molecular function (GO): phosphoric diester hydrolase activity
Source: RefSeq, a predicted model, not a curated record